AUGAUAAAAUGGUCACCUAAUAGCGUACCUUAUCUGUUGACCUUCUGGAACAAGACAGUCGGAUCUCUCAGUUCUGUGAAGCAUGAGACGGAACUUCAGAUCGAGGCCAUCACUGUCAAUCUGGCUGGGGCGUAUCUCAAGUCCUGCCUGGAAUGUGUUCACGCCGUUAUGGAUGGAGAUGCGGAUGAUCCACUUGAGUCGGAGGAAGCCUUGCUGGUCUCGCUGGACAUGUUUGCAAAUAUUGCACGGACUAAGCAUACGGAAUCAGGACGUCUGCUGGUGAACGAGUUCAACAACCUUUCAAUCAAGUACAGAGAGCUUAUUCAGAGAGCAACUUCUAUGGGUGGCGCCGCGUCAACUGGAUCGACAGACAUCAAGGAGAGCUUAUUGGUCGUUGAGUUGAAGUUGACGUGGCUGGUGUACCUCAUGUCAUCCAUCAUUGGAGCAAGAGUUAUGUAUCAAAGCACAUCGGAGCAAGAUCAGAUGGAUGGCGAGUUUGCUUGCGAGAUCCUCGGCUUCAUACAUCAACUUCAGGUCUGGACAGCACAGCGACCACUCUACUUUGCUUCACCCGACGCUCAUUUGCAGAUUCAGUCCUCUAUCAUUUAUUUCUAUCAGCAAUUCCGGGCGACCUAUAUCGGCGAAGAGUCCUCCAAGGCUGUCAAGGUGUAUACUCAGCUCUCUUCCCGUUGGGGUAUUAACACGCCAAAUCAGGUUUUGAAUGUCAUCAUGGAUUCUGCUCUGAAUAACCUUCGUUCAAUUGGCGAUCCUGCCUGGAAGAAACAGGAGGAUCUACUUGUGCUUCGGACCCUCAAACUGUUCACGAAUCUGGCUUCAGGGUACAGCUCUGUCAAAUACAUCCGGAAGCUUGACACGACAAAGGCGCUUCUCAAGAACCACAGUGCGCCUGAUUUCAAAUUCCUAGACCCUACCAGGAAAAGCUCUGACACUGCCGUUGCACGAUGCAGGACCAUCUAUUACACGAUGUUAUCGCGUAUCUUGUUUGCGGAGGACAAUGUCGACGCACAGUUUUGGAGGUUUAUUAAGCCGUGGGAGGCAACACUGGAUCGUGUUGCUCUCGCUUUCGUAGGAGGCGGUGAUCUUGGCGAGGAGGACAUCCGGCUCAUUCUUUUAGGAAUGUUUAAGGACUUGCGCGGGUUCGUGUCGAGUAUCACCAACCGGAGGCAGUACAACCUUUUUUACGAGUGGUUCUAUCCUGCUUACACACCCAUUGUUCUCCGGGCGAUUGAAAUCUGGCCGCAGAACGAAAUUGGAAUUGCAAUUCUUCGAUUCUGGCACGAGUUUGUUACCAAUAAGAGCAGCCGUGUUACCUUUGACAGUAGCAGCCCAAACGGGAUCUUGCUGUUCCGGGAGACAAGCAAUCUUCUGAGUCGGCCUAUCACGGAUGAGAGCACACGGUGGUCUGAAAAGUAA
Linnemannia hyalina is the source of this 1434-nucleotide messenger RNA. Lineage: Eukaryota; Fungi; Mortierellomycota; Mortierellomycetes; Mortierellales; Mortierellaceae. The record is from the annotation of a GenBank genome assembly.